UCAUUCUCUGCUUUGUGACUUUAACAAUGACCGAUGAGGGUAAAAAGCUUAAAUCGGCAGGGACCGGUCAAGCACAUAAACAUUAAGCAUCAGGGGAGACCACCGGCACCUACACAGAGCUGUAACACACCCAGACUUUCACUUUGACAUCACUACAGACGCAGAGUACGGUGUGCAUUUUCUGGGUCUGUGAACGGACUCUCUCCUGGGCCUGUCCUCCAUGAUCUACACAUUAGCGGGAGGGGGCACACUGAGCGGCGUGGCUGCCCUCAUGCUCCUCAUCGUUUCUACUGCGACUGACUACUGGAUGCAGUAUCGCUACUCGGGGAACUUCGCCAAUCAGGGUCUCUGGAGGUUCUGCAUCAACCGCAAGUGCCAUGCUCACACACUCACCGUGGCGUUCUGGGAUGCCACCCGGGCCUUCAUGCUGCUGUCUGUGCUGAGCUGCUUUGUCGGUGUUGUUCUGGGUGUCAGUGCCUUCACCAACAGAACCAAGAACACCAGAGUGAGAACAGGAGGCAUCACCUUUCUUCUGACUGGCUUCCUUGCGCUGUUAGCUUUGGCUAUCUACACCGGAAUGACUGUGAACUUUUUUGCUAAGCGCUACAUCGAGUGGAGAUUCUCCUGGUCCUACAUCCUCGGCUGGAUCGGCACCAUCCUGGCUCUGGCUGCUGGUGUACUUCAGAUCUGUGCCAACCAGAGAAGCCAUGCCGAACCAGCACCCCAAAACAUUUCGGACAGCUAAACUACUCCUAAAGUUUGAGCUGCACCUCCUGAAGUUUAAAAUCAUCCACAUUUAGAUGUUAAUCCAUAUUAAAUGCUGAAAGAUGAGUUCAAA
Messenger RNA from Trichomycterus rosablanca, 838 nucleotides. It is a transcript of the gene lim2.2, whose product is annotated as lens intrinsic membrane protein 2.2. Gene Ontology annotation, cellular component: plasma membrane. The transcript has 5 exons. Gene Ontology annotation, molecular function: structural constituent of eye lens. NCBI's taxonomy places the organism in Eukaryota, Metazoa, Chordata, Actinopteri, Siluriformes, Trichomycteridae. Bases 221 to 745 code for a protein of 174 amino acids. The record is from RefSeq and is a predicted model, not a curated record.